Molecule: messenger RNA, 4640 nt
Organism: Melanotaenia boesemani (Boeseman's rainbowfish)
Lineage: Eukaryota; Metazoa; Chordata; Actinopteri; Atheriniformes; Melanotaeniidae
Gene: fanci
Product: FA complementation group I
Exons: 37
Coding region: 195-4157 (1320 amino acids)
Biological process (GO): DNA repair
Molecular function (GO): DNA polymerase binding
Source: RefSeq, a predicted model, not a curated record
UUUUGCUAAAUAUUAUGGCUGUUAUUGGUAACACUGAAAACAAUUUCUUCUUACAGAUUAAGUAAUAUAAUGGUUCAUUUUUCUACUUGCGAGGCAGACAAACUUCUCGAGGUUUAGAAUAGACUGAGCUGAUUUUUCGUCUACUCUACGUUUAACAGUCACCGGUGUUUUAGGUGGAACAACGAGGGCUAAAAAUGGAUAAAAUCGUCUCUUUAUCAGAUGAAGACAGUACCACCGAACUUCAGAAGUACUUAUCCUCCCUGACAAAUGACAAACUUAUUACAGUAAUAACCAACAGCGCACUAAAGGGCAAGGUCGGGGCCGUGAUUAAAGGCAUAUUAAAAGGAUCCCCAACUAAUUCCACUGAAGGAUCAAAUCGUAGACUAUUUGUGUAUCAACAUUGCAUCCCUCUAUGUGAGUCAGGGGACCUUCAGACAGAGGUGGCAGCUGAUAUCAUCGGACUGCUGAUGUUGGAGACUCAUGCUCUGUCUGGACCAUCUCUUGCACAAUUGGCAGCUCUGUUUGUUGACGCUAUUAAAGUGGGGAAAAUGGGCAGUGGGAAAUCCCUGGAGCUGUUUCCUACUAUUCUUACUGCCCUUGCUGCUUGUGAAACCUUGUCAUAUGGCAAAGGGGAACUCAGUGGGGAGGAAUACAAGAAACAGCUGAUUAACAGCCUUUGCUCAAGCAGAUGGGACCCACAGUGUGUUAUACAUUUGACAACCAUGUUCAGGGAUGUCCCCAUGUCAUCAGAGGAGCUGCAGUUUCUGGUGGAGAAAGUACUAAGGAUGUUCACCAAAAUGGAUCUGCAGGAGAUCCCUCCAUUGGUUUACCAGCUGCUGCUUUUAUCUGCUAAGGGUUGCAAGAAACAGGUCCUGGAUGGAAUCACCAGCUACUUUAAGGAUCAAGAUAUUCGCCAAGAGGAAGAGCAGAAACAUGGAGAGAGCUUGGAUCUUGAAGUCCAGUCUAUUCCACAGGACCAGCUAAGACACGUGGAAGGCACUGUUAUCCUCCAUAUAGUCUUCGCCAUACGACUGGACCAUGAGCUCGGGAGAGAAUUCCUUAAAAGCUUUAAGACAUCCUAUGGAGAUUUAUGUCCUUUCAGUGUUGCCCUUUUGCUCUCAGUAGCUCGUAUCCAGCGUUAUGAAGAGCAGGUGUUUGAUCUUUUGAAAGGAGGAGUUAUCAAGAGCUUCAAGGAUGAGCAGCUGCAACAAGGGUCAAAGUUCCUGCAGGGCCUGCUGCUGGGAAACUGUAGCGUGGCUCAGAUGAUACUCGAUACAGUGAAGAACAGUGUGUUUGGAUGGGAUCAUGUCACUCAGGGAUUAGUGCAGCUGGGCUUCUUCCUCAUGGACACAUUUGGACCCAAACCUGGACCUUUUGGCAAGAGCACAGACGGUCCACUUGGUGUAGCCCGGACCCCUACUCAGCAGGCAUGUAAGCUGGGAAGACAGGUUCUCCUGCAGGGCUUUAAGAUGCAUGAGCCUAUCAGAGGAGAGAUACUGGAGCAGGUCUUAAAUCGACUGGUCACAAAGACAGCCUCCCCUGUCAGUCAUUACUUAGAGCUUUUUUCAGACAUUGCGGUCUCUGCACCAAUGAUUCUCCUGGAGUCAUCCUCCAAGGUUAUCGAGACAUUCGACAAUUUGUCGUACCUGCCAUUGACCACUGUUCAAGGUCUGCUAAAAGCUGUUCAGCCUCUUCUCAAAGUCAGCAUGUCCUUGAAAGAUGCUUUAAUUCUGGUUCUUCGCAAGGCCAUGUUUUCCAGCCAACUGGAUGGCAGGAAGUCUGCAGUGACUGGCUUCUUGUUGUUGCUGAAAAAUUUCAAAGUGUUGGGCAGCUUGGCUUCAAGUCAGUGUAGUCAGGCAGUUUCCUCCAGCCAGGUCCAAGUGGAUGUUCAUUCUCGCUACAACUCCGCUGCUAACGAAGCAUUUUGCUUGGAGAUCCUCAGUAGCCUGCGUCGCUGCCUUGGCCAGCAGGCCGAUGUGCGCCUGAUGCUCUAUGAGGGUUUCUAUGAUGUUCUCCGUCGCAACUCUCAGCUUGCUAGCUCCAUCAUGCAGACCCUCCUGCUACAACUAAGGCGGUACUACGAGCCUGAACAAGAUCUCCUGCCCCCUGUGAAACUAGAGCCAUGCAUCACUGCUCAUGGAGACCAGGUCUACCUCCAGGAGCCUCUGGCUCAUCUGGUGAGCUGUACUGUACACUGCCUGCUGUGGCUGCAGAACAUGCGGCAGUCUGCACACCCCAAUGCUGGUGACAGUGAUGAUGAUGAGGAAGAGGAGGAGGGAUAUCAGUCUGACCUGCAGACACUCCUAGAGAGCACAACACGACGCAUGAUCAAGUGUGAACUGGAGGAUUUUGAACUGGACAAGUCAGCAGAGUUUUCAAUGGGAUCCAGCGUUGGAGUGAAGAAUAACAUCUAUGCUGUGCUGGUGAUGGGCGUUUAUGAGGUCCUAAUGGAGUAUAACUUCAUCAAAGCCAACUACAAUAAAAGCCACUUUGAGGAGAUUAUUGAGUUAUUUAGCCGCUACCACAAGCUGUCUGAAAUCUUGAAGGAGAAAUCUGGAAAAGGUCGACUGCCCUCACACAAGACCCCCCGCAGUUUGCUUUCUAUGGGCUUCAUAUCGACUCUCAUCACUGUGCUCUUCAGAGACAAUAGUCAAAGCAGAGAGGAGGCUCUCUCAGUGCUCCGCUCAAAUGGAGAGUUUGUGCGUUACGCACUAAGUGUAGUUGUACAGAAGAUACAGCAGCUGGAGGAAACUGGACAUACAGACGGUCCAGAUGGACAGAACCCAGACAGGACCUUCCGCUUCCUCUGUGACAUGACAAGUGUGCUGAUGUGGCGUUACACCAACAUCCCCAGUGUGGUGGAAGAGGCAGGGAAGAAAGAGAAGCGCUCCAGCUUGGCCCAGCUGUGUUUGGAGGGUCUGCUGAGAAUCUUCACAACCAGCCAGCAGCGCUACCCGGACAAGAUGGCCCAACUCUUCUCUGCUAUGGACAUUGCACAAGAUGAUCCAGAGCAAGAUGAUGCCACAGAGAUGAACUACUUUUACAUCCGACAGUUUCAGAGGGCGCUGUUUACCCAGCUAAGUGGAGGCGAGGAGGACUUCAACAGCAAAGAAGCUCAGCUGUUGGUCAGCAUUUUAAGUGUCCUUUCACGCCAACUAAAUCCCUCCUCCAAACAGUUUGUUCAGAUGACCACUUGGACUGUAAAAAUCUGCAAAGAGACUAGUUUUGAGGAUUCUGCAUUCUGUAAGGGGCUGCUCUCUCUCCUCUUCAACCUGCACGUCCUCUACAAGAGUCCUGUAAGCCUUUUACUGGAGUUGUCCCAAGACAUUCACAGCAAACUGGGAGAUAUUGAUCAGGAAGUGGAGGUGGAAAACCAGUCCCAUUUUGCCAUCGUCAACAUGAAAACUGCAACAGCAGCAGCACUGCUUGUUUUGUCUCAAGUUGACAGAGUGCUUGAUGAAGUGGAUUGGCUUAUUGCCACAAAGAAAAAUCAGACAGUUUCUGAUAAAUUUGGCACAGGUGAGGCCACCCAGGCUGCAGACCAACAGGAUGCAGUUGAGAAAGCUGUGACGCUACAGCUGGGAACUCUCUUGACAGCAUUAAAUGAGCUGGUCCAGACGGCCCACCUGCCAGGAACCUGCACCCUUUCACUACUAAGAGAGCUGAGUCGUACUUACACCACCCUCACCACCUUGGUCAAAUAUUACAUCCAGAGGUGUGCCAGUCGGCCCGGUGCGCUACCCGCUCGCUUUGAGAAGCUGAUCAAACUAUCUGGUUCCCACCUUACACCACAGUGCUACAUCUUCAUCACAUUCGCACAGAGCGGAGACAUGAGUGGAGGUGCAGAUGACAAGAAGAAGAAAAGAAGGAAUGAAGUGAACAUCGCUGCCUCUGCAAAGCUUCUGCGUGAGACAAAGGCCAUUCCUAACUUGAUCUUCAGCAUUGAACAGUAUGAGAAGUAUCUAAUCGCACUCUCAAAGAAAUCAAAGGUAAAUCUGAUGCAGUACAUGAAGCUGAGCACCUCAAGAGAUUUCCGCAUCAAUGCAGCUACUCUGGAUGCAGCUCUCCAGGAACAGGACUGCAGCCAGGAGGAGACCACAGAGUCGCAGGACACAGAGGAGACACAGGAACCCAAAAAGAAAAAGAGAAAAAAGUGAACUGAAUAAGGUUCCUCCAUUUGACACAUCCUAAUUCCUUCCAUCUUUAAGUUGACCGGAUGAACAGUGUCCCAGCAGUUGUGUGUUUGAAUAGCAGUCUGGUCCAUAAACGGCUAUCUUCCUUUGUUCAAAGAGCCUUUAGUUAUGUUGAUGAUUUGGUAAAUGUCCAAGGCUUCUCCUGUGGGAAGUUGGCACACAUUAACUAAAAUUAUUUAGUUGUUUUAAUUCACUUUAUUCAAAAGAAAAGUUGUAUUAAUCACAAAAUGCAUUUCUGAAUACAACACAAGCAGUUCUACUUUAGAUUAAAAUAAAAGAUUUAUCAACUAAUUUGAUGUCCUGACUCUGUUUCAUCAGGAAUCACAAUGAAGAAGCUCUUUUCUUUCUUUGUCUGAAACUGUUCACAGUUUAAUUGUAAAGACCAGUUGUUCUUGUAUGAGACAGUGAUUUAGAUGGCUGAAUUAAACAGGAGAAUGUGUAUGUUUG